CCCACACACUCUUGCAUACACCCGUUUUCUGCGGCUCCGCUUCGUCGCCAACGGAUAAGAUCUCUCCUUCCCACCGCCCAUCCUACGGCCAACAUCUCUUCCUCCCUAAGAGUCACUAUCCUAAACGUCCAUUAGUAUCCCCACAUGAAAAAAUUGAAACCUCCUUCCUCCUUUCUUUCGCAUCACUUUUUUUUAACCAUGGUUAAUAUCUAACCCUUCUUCCCAAAAAAAAAAAAAUUCUUAUCCUCUCCUAUCCUAUAUCUGUCUUUCACUUCGCAUUCUCUCUCUUUAGCUGCUUAACCACUGCACCUAAAAGCUUCGUUAAUGGCGAUUCAGAUCUAAAAAUGAACUCUAAACGUUAACAAAGCACAAAUCUCGGCCAAACCCAAGAGCAAAAUAGAGAAAAAAAUUUUGUCUUUUCAAUCAGAAGGCUUCAUUUCUCUUUCUUUCCUCUCUGUGUGUUCUCUUUUCGAUUUUUAAUUAAUGCAGAAGAAAAUGGCGUAUUCAUUCCCCGAUGAGGUGCUGGAGCACGUCUUCUCGUUCAUACAAUCAGAUAAAGACCGAAACGCGGUAUCGAUGGUGUGUAAAUCGUGGUACGAUAUCGAACGGUGGUGUCGGAGGAAGAUAUUUGUCGGGAACUGUUACGCUGUUAACCCUAGGAUUGUGAUCAGACGCUUCCCGGAAGUUAGAUCCAUAGAGUUGAAAGGGAAACCGCACUUUGCGGACUUCAAUCUGGUACCAGACGGUUGGGGCGGUUACGUCUUUCCAUGGAUCUUGGAGAUGGCCCGCGCCUACCCUUGGCUCGAAGAGAUUCGGCUUAAACGGAUGGUCGUUACAGACGAAAGCUUGGAGCUUAUUGCUAAGUCGUUUAAGAAUUUCAAAGUAUUGGUGCUUUUUUCUUGUGAAGGGUUUUCAACUGAUGGACUCGCUGCCAUUGCUGCUAGUUGCAAGAAUCUGAGAGAGCUGGAUUUGCGAGACAGUGAAGUGGAUGAUUUGAGUGGGCAUUGGCUCAGUCAUUUUCCUGAGACAUACACAUCCCUGGUGUCUCUUAACAUUUCUUGCUUAGGAUCUGAUGAAGUUAGUUUCUCAGCCUUGGAGCGCCUGGUGGGUAGAUGUCCCAACCUGAGGACUCUUCUGCUCAAUCGAGCAGUGCCCCUUGAUAAGAUUGCCAACAUAUUACGCCGUGCACCACAGCUGGUUGAAUUUGGCACUGGUACCUACACGGCUGAGCUACGCCCAGAUGUCUUCUCAUACUUGGCUGGUGCUUUUUCUAGUUGCAAGGAACUAAGGAGCUUGUCUGGGUUUUGGGAGGCGGUCCCAGCUUACAUUCCUGCUAUUUACUCUGUCUGCUCUAGAUUAACAUCACUGAACUUGAGCUUUGCUACUAUACAAAAUCCUGAUCUUAUCAAGCUUGUAAGCCUCUGUCCAAGUUUGCAGCGCCUAUUGGUACUUGAUUACAUUGAAGAUAGUGGCCUGGAAGCACUUGCAUCUAGUUGCAAGGACCUACAGGAAUUACGGGUGUUUCCAUCCGACCCAUUUGGUGUGGAGCCAAAUGUAUCCUUGACAGAACAGGGCCUUGUCGCCAUUUCGUGGGGUUGUCCUAAGCUAGAGUCUGUUUUGUACUUCUGCCGCCAAAUGUCUAAUGCGGCUUUAGUCACCAUUGCCCAAAACCGCCCAAACUUGACCCGUUUUCGUCUUUGUAUAAUUGAUCCAAAAACGGUAGAUUACCUGACCCACGAGCCACUUGAUGUUGGUUUUGGAGCCAUUGUUGAGCACUGCAAGGAUCUCAGGCGCCUUUCCCUCUCAGGUCUCCUCACUGAUCGUGUGUUUGACUAUAUUGGGACAUAUGCGAAAAAGCUAGAGAUGCUGUCUGUGGCUUUUGCAGGAGAUAGUGACUUGGGACUCCAUCAUGUACUUUCUGGGUGUGAAAGCCUCCGGAAACUAGAGAUUAGGGACUGCCCCUUUGGGGACAAGGCUCUUUUGGCCAAUGCUGCAAAGCUGGAGACAAUGCGAUCCCUUUGGAUGUCUUCUUGCUCUGUGAGUUUCGGAGCAUGUAAGCUGCUAGGUCAGAAGAUGCCCAGGUUGAAUGUUGAAGUAAUAGAUGAAAGGGGACAUCCAGAUUCAAGACCAGAAAGCUGCCCGGUUGAUAAGCUCUACAUAUAUAGAUCUGUUGCUGGGCCAAGGGUUGACAUGCCUCCUUUUGUUUGGACAAAGGAUGAAGAUUCUUCAUUGAGGCUUUCUUGAGAGAUUUCCUGUGAAUUAGGCAACGUGUUAAAGCUCAUUUGAUCUCGAGAAUGAAUGUAUCAGGUACACACUCCUUAUGUUACUCAUUGUUCCCGAUUUAAUUUUAUGUAGCUUAAUGUAAUAGCAGACCUAAUAGGAGUGGGAACAUAAUAUGGAGGGUAUAAAUGGCUUGAGAGCUCGAUUGCCACUCAUUUUACACCUGGCUGAGCUAUUGGAUACCAAGUAAUGAUUAAUAAAGAGAUGGAAACUCCAGUUGUUGUGUAUUAGUCAGAGUUUUUAUUUGUUUCCCCAUAGUUACCUUGUAUACUAUUUGCAGACUUGGAUGUUUAUGCAUUUCUAUCACCUUUUUGGGGUAGUAAUCUUGUGGAUGUAAUUGUGUCAUUGUUAGCCUUAUGGAGUAAUAAAAGUUCCAACUAUUCGACUCAUCUUUGUUAUGACCAUGCUCAUGAUAUUAGUAUUGCGCAUUGGUUGCUCGUAGGUUUUUUAAACCCCAACUUUGCUUGCUUGAAAUUUGCAUUUACUUGUUCUCUUCAACACCUUCAGAGAAGAAGGUCGGUUACUUAGGUAUAAAUUUGUUAGAAUGAUUUGCAGAUGACGUAUUGCUUUGUAGUGAUCUAGAAUUUGUGGUCUCAGCUAGCUAUUAUCACUGGCCAUUUGUCUUUUAAAAGUAUUCAUAACAAGAAUGAUUUCUGAAUCCAUACUUGUGUGG
This is a messenger RNA of Durio zibethinus, 2953 nucleotides long. RefSeq names its product protein TRANSPORT INHIBITOR RESPONSE 1-like. Gene Ontology annotation, cellular component: SCF ubiquitin ligase complex. Gene Ontology annotation, molecular function: protein binding. Gene Ontology annotation, biological process: SCF-dependent proteasomal ubiquitin-dependent protein catabolic process. The record is from RefSeq and is a predicted model, not a curated record. NCBI's taxonomy places the organism in Eukaryota, Viridiplantae, Streptophyta, Magnoliopsida, Malvales, Malvaceae.